This is a messenger RNA of Paramecium tetraurelia, 2790 nucleotides long. RefSeq lists its product as uncharacterized. The record is from RefSeq and is a predicted model, not a curated record. NCBI's taxonomy places the organism in Eukaryota, Ciliophora, Oligohymenophorea, Peniculida, Parameciidae. Gene Ontology annotation, molecular function: phosphorelay sensor kinase activity. Gene Ontology annotation, biological process: phosphorelay signal transduction system. The transcript has 2 exons.
AUGAAUCACAGAUACAUUUUCCUUAUACAAAUUAUUUAACAAAUCUGGUGGAUUGUUGAAAUGCUAUUGAUUUAUUAAUAGUAAAAUUACACGUAUUACUUUAUGUGUUCGUUAUGCAUAAUAACAAGGCUGCUUGCAUCUGUUGUAUGCCUUAAGAAGAAUUGGUAGUAUGAUAGAUUGAUUCUAAUAGCUACAUUGGCUAAUAAUGUAUGCUAUACAGAGGUCAAUAUUAACUUCGAAAGUAAAAUUUUAUAUUUAAAUCAUAUCAACACAUUAAUCAUCCUUUUAAAUUAUAUGGAAGCAUAACUACUAAUAAAAAAUUAAUCUAUAAGAUUGAUAUCGAGAUUUGCAUUCCCAACCUAUGUAUUAAUGAGAUUGAUCUCGCUCAUAUUUAUUCAAUUUGAUAUUCAAUUAUGUGAGGCUUCCUCUUUAAUGGUCUUAAUUUUGUUAGUGUAUUUUUCAAAUUAGAAUGUUUCUGCGAGCUCAACUCAAUCAAAUCCAAAAUUAGAUCAAUCCUUAUAAAAUUGUUCUAGUUCCUUGCAAUAAUCAUAAUUUAAAUAAGAAAAGCGAUUCACUUAAAAUUCAAAUAAAUUCAUUUUCUAUCCAGAUAAAGGUUCGCAUCCUAGAAAUAGUGUAUAAAUUAACAUCAAAGAUUCAUAUAGAGAAGAAAGUGCUCCAAUACCUUCUUUUCAUUCAAAACUUAAAGCAGGAUACAAAGGCUAAUAUUCUCAUUUAGUAGUGGACAGGAAUGACUCCUAAUUAUCCAAUUUCUAUUAAAAUCUUGUCAAUGUUUUACCAGAGGGAGUUUUGAUGCUAAAUAAAUUCCAGUAGAUCUAAUUUAUAAGUUCAAAGUGUGAAAAACUUUUGGAAUGUGAUGGAAAAGAAAGAGUAGUUGAGUACAUUAAAAAGUGUUUGUCCAAUUGUGAUAUACCUGAAGAUGCUUAAUAAUCUCUGACAAGAACCAGAAAUAAGUUAACCUAAAGAGUCUUAGAAGAAAUAAUUAGAAUCUACAAAUAAAGUAAUCAAGAAUUAGACGUUUUCGAUGUCUUGUUGAAUCCAAAUAAAUAUAUCUCAGCACUAUUUUCAGGAUAGAAUGGAUCAUUUGAAUAAGAGAGAAGUAGUUCAGGGUCAAUUUAUUUGUCUGAUCCUUCUACCUUAUAAGAACACACUUUUUUCUUUGAAGGUUCAAUUGAUAAAGAAAGAUGCGAAGAUUCAAAAAAACUCAAAUUCAUUUUAUAGUAAACAUAAAUGACUUUAAGCUAAUAGGAAGCAAUCUCAUAAAAUGGGUUGACGAAUUCCAAAAAAUAAAACUCAAAUGAUUUUCCUUAACCUAUAUUAAUCAUUUUAAUUAAGAAUACUACCCAUAAAAAUAGAGUUAAAUAAUUAAAAAAAGAACGAUUCAUUAAUAAUUCACUUUUGAAGUCAUUCUCACAUGAACUAAGAACCCCUUUAAAUAGUUGUCAACAUAUGCUUAAUAUCAUUAAAGAAGUUUCAAUGGAUGAAAUUAUACAUUAGUACUUAAAUAUAGCAUAAAGUUCAAUUAAAUUAUUAAACUACUAAAUUAAUGAUAUCUUAGAUUUUGCUGCCAUGCAAUCAAAGACUUUCUCUUAACAUACAACUUCAUUUAAUAUCAUAGAUCUAAUUUAAGAGAUUCAUGAGUUGUAUGAUUAACAAGUAAGUUAUAAAAAUAUCAAACUAGAAAUCUAAUAUGAUUAAUCCUUAUAAAAUCAAAUAUUUAUCAACGACAAAUAAAGAAUAAUGCAAGUCUUAGUUAACCUCUUAAAUAAUUCAUGCAAAUUUACUAAACCUGCUGGUGAUAUUGAUUUGUCAUUUAAAUAAAUGAAAUGCAACUUGAUCUAAGUUAUUGUUAGAGAUACUGGUAUAGGAAUCUAAUAAAACAAAUUAGAAUAAAUUAGAAAGACCUUCUGCAAACCUUCCUAUAGAAUAUCUCACGAUACUGGCCUUGGAUUUGGUCUAAAAAUAUCUGGGAAAAUUGUCAAAAAAUUAACCAAUAAUAAAGCCUACUUGGAUAUCAACUCUAGCGUUAACAAUGGAACCCAGGUUGCUUUUCUAUUUUAAAACUUAGAAACUACGAAUCAGGACUUCUAGAUAUCCCAACAAUAAAGUAAUAUUACUGGAAGAUUUGAAGUACUAUCUCCCGCUUCGUCCCAUAUUAUUCAAAAAUCGGAACUCUCAUAAACUUUAAUGAAAGGACUUUAAUAAAAAUUUGAUUUGGAAUCAACUAUUUUAAAAGAGCAAAUAGAAAGUCCUAGAAUUAACGAUGACUUAUCCAGUUCAGUUGUAGUUCCUAUAAGUACUUAUAGGUUCAAAAAAAAUCUGAUCCAACUAUCGAGACAAUAAGGGUCGCUUUUAUCUUUUUAAAUACAUGCCAAUAACUGUGACAAUUGUUCGUAAAUCUUAAUUGUUGAUGACAUCCCAUUUAAUUAAAUUGCUUUUAUUCAAAUGCUUAAUCAUUUCAAAAUAAAGGCAGAAUCUGCUUUUGAUGGGUACUAAGCAGUUGAGAUGGUGAAAUAGAAAUUGAUAGGCCAUUGCAAGUUCUUUAGAUUGAUAUUUAUGGACAUUGAAAUGCCUGGUUUGAAUGGUUUCAAAACUUCCCAAAUUAUCUCAUAAAUACCAGGUGUCUAAUCAAUAAUCGUUAUGUGUUCUGCAUAUGAUACUCUUGAGAAUUACAAUUUUGCGUUAUAAGUUGGUGUAACAGAAUUCUUAUCCAAACCUGUUAACAAAAAGGAGUUAGACAAAAUCUUAAAAAAAUAUUUAUUUAAAAUAUGA